GAAAUAGUUCUAGAUUUGCGAAAUCAACUCGAUCUGCCACGAAUAUUCGCAGACUAGCGUCUCACAUGAUUCCGGCUCAGAUAUUCCGCCUGAUUCACACAAAUGGCCUGCUCUGGCAGGCCACAAACAAAUCUCUGCUAGCUAAACUGCGCAAGAAGACUGGUUACACAUUUGCAAACUGCAAAAAAGCUCUGGAAUUGCACGAGAAUGAUUUGAAUAAGGCUGAGAAUUGGUUGAAAGAACAGGCGCAGCAGCACGGCUGGACCCAGGCAGCCAAGCUGAAAGACCGCAACACCAGUCAAGGACUGAUCACGGUGACAGUAGAUGGGAAUCAUGCCGCACUGACCGAGAUUAACUGCGAGACUGACUUCGUCGCACGGAACAAAAAGUUCCACAGUCUCGCAGAGACAGUGAUCUCCGCUGUAUUGAACCAUGCAAAAUCCCAGGACGUUCAGAACGAAGUACAACGAAUUAUUUUCCAUGCAGACAGUCUCAAAGACCUGCCAGCCGCAGAUGGCAAGUCUCUGAGCGACCAUUCCGCCUUAACUAUCGGCAACGUAGGCGAGAAUAUCAGUCUGAGGCGCGCUCUCGCCAUCAGCGUACGAUCACCGGACGUGACACUGUUCGGCUGCACACAUCCGGCACCGAUGAAUCCCAUACCUAUAUCCUUCGGCAAAUACGGCGCCCUUGUAGCCAUUAAGUGCGAGGAAAACGAUAAUAUGUUGGGCACACAGCUCUGCCAGCAUAUCAUUGGCAUGGACCCGCAGAAAAUCGGUAACCCGCGGGUGGAUGAGCCGCACAAUAAUAUGGACGAGGAGCAGUGCAUGAUCUAUCAGGAAUUUCUGCUCGAUCCUAGUCUUUCUGUGCAGCAAUUGUUAGCGGAAGCGCAAGCUGAAAUCGUCGACUUCGCGCGUUUUGAGAUCGGUGAAGAACUUGACGAGAAGUCGCCACUAAAGAGUGCUCAGACUUGCGGCUGAUGUCAAUUUCAAUGUCCGUAAAUAUCUGAUUUCUUAUUGUCUAUCAUUAAUAUUAAUUUUCACGAUAUUACUUUAAUUAUGAAAUCGAAGAAGGACAGAGAAUGUGAAUACAAAUUCUUAAAUUGUUUAUAUACCUUUAAGAACAAACGUUUAUAAAAAAAGUGAUAGAUUAAUGUCACUCUCAACUUUGCCAUUAUGUGUAGUAUAUCGCAUUACUGUAAUAAAAUCGAUGAUAGUCUAGCGUAAAA
Acromyrmex echinatior (Panamanian leafcutter ant) is the source of this 1225-nucleotide messenger RNA. It is a transcript of the gene mEFTs, whose product is annotated as elongation factor Ts, mitochondrial. Lineage: Eukaryota; Metazoa; Arthropoda; Insecta; Hymenoptera; Formicidae. The record is from RefSeq and is a predicted model, not a curated record. Gene Ontology annotation, molecular function: translation elongation factor activity; protein binding. Gene Ontology annotation, biological process: mitochondrial translational elongation.